GCCCUUUUUGCCGCGGCACGCUGUCAAAGGUAUUAUAUUUAAUUUUUGAAAAUAAAUGUGCCCGUAAAAUUUGGGCGCUUCCAUUGCCAUAGAAGUUUGACCCCAAAGAAACUUUGAGGGAGGGAGGGAGAGAAAUAUAGCAGAUAUGGAUGGUUCUCUAGAUUUUGAGUUUGAAGACCCACUUCUCAGUUCCCCUGUUGUUACCAAGAAAAGGAAGAAGGUUAUUGGGUUGGAUGAUCUUUUGAGUGAUUACUACAAAGAGAGAAGCAAACUUGUCGAGAGGGAGUCUAUACAAGAAAAGGCCCAAAAGGCCUACAACUCAGAUGACGAUGUCAAUACCAAAGAAGCUUCACUUUCUGAAGUGAUCGAUCAAUGCCAAAAUCAGAUGAGAGAAAUUAGCGGUGAGGAAGAUAUGUCAACGUGGGGCAUGCGUGUAUUUGGGAAUCAGAAAGUUCCACCACCUCUAGCUUUUCCUGGGCUUGAAAGUUGUGCCCUCUUGCAGUCUUUUAUGAAGAAUGAGCUCAAUUCCCUCUUUGAACUUGAUUCAGAUAAAGGAGACCUGUUCCUUGAAGGAUUGUUAGCAAAUGGCUGGCUUUCAAAAUUGGCAUUUAUAUGCGGUCAUGUAGAAAAAUCAAUGGCCGUGUGGACAUUUAAUUUGAUGUUAUAUUCGUCGAAAGAAGAAUUGAGAACAUCUGCAUGUGACUUUUGGUGUGCUAUUUUGUCAUCAAAAGAUGAGCCUGUCUUGAUUGAUUGGCUUCCUAGCUAUUUUGAAUUAAAAGGGGCUCUUGAAAUUUAUGGAUUUCAAUAUAAGUUUUCAUUCAACAGAGACUCUUUGCAUGCAGGUUCUAAUUGUGGAGGGCCACCUCAAAAUAUUAGAUCUUGGGUCAGAUUUGCUGCUGCUUGUAGUCAUGUAAGGAAUAAACUCUCUAUCCUUUCAACCUCAGAAGCCGAAGAUUUAGUUGAAGUCAUUAUUUUUCUGUUCUUAGAUCACCAGCUUCAUGGUCUGGCGGUUCUUUUAUACGAAUGUAUGAAAUCACUUAUCAGUUACUUCACGGAGAAAGAAUGGAAGAACAGCUGUAACAAGAUAGCAAAAUCACUUGCUUGCAGAGUUCCUAGGGACUUAAACUGCUUGCGAGCUGUGGAAUGCAUUUCAGGAUAUGAUACCCGUAGUAAGCAACUUAGAAGUUCAGUUGCCUAUCAAAUUCUUCUUGUUUGUUUUGAUAAUAAGGCUACUGAUGAAGAAGAGAUCAUGCGAUUGCUUAUUGCAAUUAAUGUGAAAGAAAAAGGUUGUGAUCUUUUCAAGAUGUACAUUUACUUGGUUUUGGCAGAGAAUUGGCUCUUGGUUAAUCAAAUGUUGGAACAUAAGCCAGUAAUUAAUGAAAUGUGGGGUCUUUAUCUUCGAAACUGCUCUUGCCAAAUUUCCAGCACGGACUUGAGGUCCUUUGCAUCAAAGGUCCGUAAUAAGGCUUCAUAUCUUCUGCAAGGCACUGUCACCAAAUAAUGUUAAGCUUGAUACUAAUCAGCUGUGCAUUUCUUGUAAGUACAUUAUAACAAAGGGCAUUCUUAUUCUGGAGAGUUGCAGAAAGAAAGAAGCAUCUUGAUAAGAAUAGUCGGUUGCUAAAUUCAGGAGCACUUUUUCUAUUGUAUGUGACAUUAAUCAUUGACAUAUUGAGCAAGUCUGCUAUGAAAUACGUAGAGCAAUGACGGGGGAAGUUCGAUCCAAUUAAUUGUGCCAUGCUUUUAAACAAUUUGCAUUGACAAAGCAAGCGUGGGCUUUUAUUUGGGAGUAUGACAUAAUCUAGAUUGUGUUCUUUUGGCUAUUAACCCGGUUGCCUCCCGGCCUCUUUUCCCUCCUUUUUACUGCUGCUAGCUCCCUACCACAGCACCCAAAAGUCCCCCACCUCAACCCCCAAAACAAAGUCGCAAACACCAACACUUCUCAAUAUGUUGUUUUUUCGCCAAAUUGGAUGGGUAUUGGCAUUGGGAUAUAAUGAUUUUCAUGCCAACCAAACAUCUGAAAAAGUUUUUGACAUUGUUUUACCAAACAAUGGUAAACAGGUGGGUUUCCUAGAAAAUAUUUCAAACCAAAAAAUAUUGCUAUUUUCUCCAUUUAAUGUCGAAUCAAAUGGAGCAUGCAUAUCUUUAUGGAUAAAUUUAUUGCCUUGCGGGUGGUGAAACAGGGGCUACCAUCUAAUCGGUUGUGUUUAUGGGCCAUUCUGAUAUUUUAUUUUGCUUUUGAUUAUUGAAUAACACUAAAGAUAACUGAAUUUUGCCUUUGGUUAACAUCCCAUUGCUUGCAUUAUACCAAUGUACAAUUGGC
Messenger RNA from Juglans microcarpa x Juglans regia, 2320 nucleotides. RefSeq lists its product as uncharacterized. NCBI's taxonomy places the organism in Eukaryota, Viridiplantae, Streptophyta, Magnoliopsida, Fagales, Juglandaceae. The record is from RefSeq and is a predicted model, not a curated record. The coding region runs from base 146 to 1501 and encodes 451 amino acids. The transcript has 13 exons.